AUGCAAUCCGUUUCCGAAUCCGUGAAGGACAAAACGGUCCUAAAUCUCACGGAAACGCCAUGCGAAAUAUGUGACCCGUCAACGCAUGAUGAGGAAAUGGUAGGGUGUGACGGUUGUUCGGGAUGGUUUCAUUCUCGUUGCGUGGGUAUUGUCGAGGGAAAUUUGCCGAAAAAGUGGUUCUGCCCCAGCGACGCCUGUCAGGAGAUGGCCAAGGAGUCCCAGAAGAAGAAGACCGCCAAGAAGCAUCAGACCCGUAGCCAGAGAGAAGCCGAUGAAUCCGACAAAUCCAGCAAGAAUGCCUAUUUAGCCGUCUCUAGUGUGGAAGCAAAGGUGCGUGCGCUGGAAGAGCGACAGAAGCGGCAGAUGGAGGAGUUGGAGGUGGAGAUGCAGCUGCGGAAGAAGGAGAAGGAGAUGCAGCGUGCUCUAGAGCGAAAGAAGAUAGAAAUGGAGUUGCAAAUGCGUGCCGAAGAAGAAGAGCAGAGGGCCUGGCAAGCCGAGAUGCUUCAGAAGAAGAAGGAGCAAAUGGAUCGAAUGAAAGCGAGUCAGAAGACAUUCGAGAGGAAAAUGGCGGACAUGGACAAGGAGAUGGCGGAUCUUUCAACUUCCAAGGUGCCCAAGCCGUCGUCGAAAUAUGUUGGUGACGAUCUACGAGCGGGAAGUUCCAGCAAAAUUAAACAAAACGUGUUGAAGCUGACCCAGGAGAACGUCAAGAUGCUGGCAGAAGACGACGAAGACACCGAAGAGGAGGACGAUGAUGCCGAUGGGGAAGAAGAAGUGGAAUCAUCGAGCCGGAGCUCCGAGUCAUCUUUGGAGAAGGGAGCCAAAUGGCGUGAUUCGCGGAAGAUUAGGAAGCGGGUGGUGAAGGAAAGCCAAGUUUGGCUAGGACAACAGCAGACCGGACCGACAAAGGCGCAGCUGGCCGCGAGAAAGAGGCUGACAUACAAGCUCCCAAAGUUCUCGGGGAAACCAGCGCAGUGGCCAUUGUUCUACGCGGCCAACAAAGCGUCCAACGAUGCCUGUGGCUAUAUGAACCACGAAAACCUGAUGAGGUUGCAGGAAGCGCUCGAAGGUGACGCACUCGAGUUAGUGUGGGGCCAGCUACUACUACCGGAGUCGAUCCCGAGGGUCCUAGAGAAGUUGCGUCGACAUUAUGGACGCCCGGAGCAACUGCUCGAGAGUUUGCUGGAUAAGGUCAAAAGGUUGGACCCCCUAAGCCGGACAACCUCCGGAGCUUUGUCCCUUUUGGGAAUACUGUGGAACAGCUAUGCGGCCAUCUUGAGGCAGCCGAUCUGCGGCAGCACCUCGUGA
Molecule: messenger RNA, 1308 nt
Organism: Armigeres subalbatus
Lineage: Eukaryota; Metazoa; Arthropoda; Insecta; Diptera; Culicidae
Exons: 1
Coding region: 1-1308 (435 amino acids)
Source: RefSeq, a predicted model, not a curated record